AGGAAGCUCUCGUUCCCUCUCUCUCUCCCUCCCUCUCAUAUGAUCUCUUGCCGUGUAUACGCGGCUGCUUCUCACGAUUCAUUGAAACCCUUGUUUUCCCGCCAAAACUUCCUCCAGCUUUCUGCAUUCCGGAACAUGGCGAGUGGGAAAGGACGAGGUGGGUCCAAUUCCAGAGGGAGACGUUCUCCUUCCUCCGGUCGUUCUCCGCGUUCUUCUCAAUCUGCAUCUGACGAUAAUUCUAUGUCCCAAAAGGAUGAACCAUCUAUUCCUGCUUCCAACAUUAAAGACAAUGGACGCUGUCACAAAGGUGGACGCCAGCAUGAACGAAUGGUGAGAGAGGAAAGCCAAGAUAGUUAUUCUAGUUCCAGAUGUUCUCCUUCUGUAGAAGAUUCCUCAAAUCCUUGCGAAUCUGCAUCUUACGAGGGUCAAAAGGACAAACCAUCUAUUGCUACUUCUGAUGUUAAUGACAAUGGACACUCUCACAUAGGUGGACGGCAGCAUGAACAAAAGGUGGAAGAGGGAAGCCAAGUUAGGGAUUCCAUUUCGAGAGUGAGGGACUCUCUUUCUACACAAGAUUCUCCAAAUUCUGACAAAUUUGGCUCGAUGUCUGUAAGGAUUGGAACUUCACCUACUUCUGAAGAAAACAACUUCACCGAAAAGGGAAUGGAAACUGGUUUUGACAUCUGCCCGAAGAAAACAACUGCUCCAGUGAAACUGAAAUCUUCUCUACUUUUGAAGAACAAAGAAAAGCGAAAGGAACAAGAACAGAUGGACAAAGGUCAUCAGAUCAAGCAAUUGAGGUCUGGAAUGAUUCUUUUAAAGAAUUAUUUAGGCCACAGUGAACAGGUUGAAAUUAUUAAAGAGUGCCACAGGCUCGGUCUUGGUAAAGGAGGGUUCUAUCAACCGGGUUAUAGUGAUGGUGCGAAAUUGCAUCUUCAGAUGAUGUGUCUAGGUAAAGAUUGGGACCCGGAGAACAAGUACAGAAGCAGGCGAUUUGUCGAUGAUGCGGAGCCGCCUAGCAUCCCGGAUGGAUUCAAGACAAUGGUCAAGCGGUCGCUUCAAGAUUCUCAUGAUUUCAUAAAACAAGACUCCAAAGUAAGUUCUGUGGAGGACAUACUUCCCAACAUGAAACCAGACCUCUGCAUCGUCAAUUUCUACACAGACAAAGGGAAGCUUGGUCUCCAUCAGGAUAGAGACGAGAGCCUGGAUAGUCUUCAUAAAAGACUGGCCGUUGUUUCCUUCUCCAUUGGCGACUCGGCCGAGUUCUUGUAUGGAGAUGACAGGUUUGCAGACAAGGCGGAGAAAGUUUUACUGGAAUCAGGAGAUGUUCUUAUAUUUGGAGGUGAGUCAAGGCAUAUAUUUCAUGGGAUUUCAUCCAUUUUGCCCGGGACGGCUCCGAAGCUGCUAGUUGAAGAAACCAAACUCCGUCCUGGACGCCUCAAUCUGACUUUCCGUCAGUACUGACUGCUGAGCGACUGUAUGUAAAUUCCACCUUUGGUUUUUCGUUUUAAUUUCUGGGUCUGUGUGGAUUUUUUUACCCCUUCA
Messenger RNA from Magnolia sinica, 1545 nucleotides. RefSeq lists its product as uncharacterized. Gene Ontology annotation, biological process: oxidative RNA demethylation. NCBI's taxonomy places the organism in Eukaryota, Viridiplantae, Streptophyta, Magnoliopsida, Magnoliales, Magnoliaceae. Gene Ontology annotation, cellular component: nucleus; cytoplasm. The record is from RefSeq and is a predicted model, not a curated record. Bases 40 to 1464 code for a protein of 474 amino acids. The transcript is spliced from 6 exons. Gene Ontology annotation, molecular function: oxidative RNA demethylase activity; broad specificity oxidative DNA demethylase activity; ferrous iron binding.